GCCGAGGCCCGCUGUUCCUUUUAUCGCGUUGCAUCGCGAUUCAGAAAAGCUCUAGAAAACGCUUUGGAAGGCGUUAGGGGUAAUUUGACCGUGGUCCAUUUCCCCUUUAAGUCAGGGCGGCUGGGAAGAGACUAGCAACUACUGUGAGAGAAAAGCCUUAGUGCAAAGGGAAAUGCUUCCGCAACCUCAUCCCCAACUCCUACCACGACUAUACUCGCACCCCAGGGGUAAAGCACUCUGACUUUAUCCCAUAGAUAGUGCAAAGGGUGCUAAGAGAACCCCAGAAGGUGGUGGUGACAAGAAACAGAGAACCGGGGGAAGGAGACGAAAAACUCACCAACCGAAGCAAUGCAAAUUCAGAACAAUCCUGGUGAAAUACUGUGGCUUGGAUCAGAUGACUUACCUCACCAGAGGAAGAAGUAUUCUGACUGACCUGGUCUGAGCCACAUGCCCAGGAAAAUGAGCUUUGCCACUAGAAGGUAUGAUUGGAGCUGGCCUGUAAUCUGACUAGUGUACUUGGCAGCUAAAAACAAUAGGUAGCACUUGCAUUAUGUGGAAAGAUAAGAUUUAUUUCCCAACUUUGAGCAUCUAUCCAUUGCUUCAGAGCCCCAUCUGUGCUGCCUUAUAAUCUCAGGCAAGCCCUUAAGGAAAGAGAGAACAGACAUGUUGUUCAGAUGCUUUAAGAAGGGCAUCCAGAUAUUUGUGAAAGAAGGAAUGAAUGAAAAACCUGAAUCCAUUACUUCCUGGGCCUUGCCCAUCAUUCAGUUUAUUCAACCUGAUCCUUUUCAUCAUGUAAUGAGGUUGUCUAUGGCAGGGAGUACAGGUAAGAGGAAUGGUCUUGUCUGCCCUGAGUCUUGACUGGAUAAUAGGGGAAGAGGUUUGAGGAAUACAAUUCAUCUUCAACAACAUAAACUUGAACAACAUUUAAUCGCCAUAAGUCUGUGAAGUAGGAAUUCAAUAUUGAGGGUUUUUCAAUGUGUAAAUCAAUCAGCAUGAGUGUGAUCAAGUUAAACUGCCUAUAGAGUCAGAAUAGACUUUUAAUAUUUACCAUUUUUAUUGAAAAAAAUCAAGAAAAUUUCUUAAAAGAGGGUAAAAGAGUUUGACUCUACUGUAACAGUAAUAUAAUUGCAACCAUUAAAAGAAUUGUUCACCACAGAUUCCCAAUUAUCAUUCAGGACAAUAACAAGUAUGCAUUAUUGUUAAGUAAGUGUCAAAUUUACUUUGCAAAUUCUUCUUUUUUCCAUUUUUAGUGAGGUCUAACUGCCGUAUAACAUUGUAUUAAUUUAAGGUGUACAACAUAAUGAUGUGAUAUAUGUAUAUAUAGUGAAAUGAUUACCACAAUAGUUUACUCAACAUCCAUCACCUCACAUAGUUACAAUUUUUUUUUCUUGUGAUAAGAACUUUUAAGAUCCACUCUCGAGCAGCGUCCUGUUGGGCGCUUCCCCGGCUUCUCCCCCAAAACGCGGGGUCAUCCUUCCUAGGCCAGAGGAGUGUCCAUAAGGAGAGUUUCACCUUCUUGAAGAUUAAAGCCUAGCAGUUCUGAGCUAUUCCUAGUCCAAAUGUCUGCCAAAUUGAGAGAGACAUCAAAACUCCUUCCACAAACUUCAGGGGACCCUGACUGCAUUGUGGUAAUGAAGGUGGAAGAGGGAGGGCAGGCCUCUAAUAUGGUCUCCAGCCGCCACUGGAGCAGCUACUACAGCUCAGAGACCUACCGCCAGCGGUUCAGGCAGUUUGACUACCAAGAGUCAUCUGGGCCUCGGGAGGCUCUGAGCCGGCUCCGCGAGCUGUGCUGUCAGUGGCUGAGGCCAGAGGUGCACAGCAAGGAGCAGAUCCUGGAGCUGCUCGUGCUGGAGCAGUUCCUGGCCAUGUUGCCUGAGGAGCUGCAGGCCUGGUUUGAAGAGAACCGACCAGAGAGUGGAGAGGAAGCCGUGGUGAUGCUGGAGGAGCUGGAGAAAGAGCAUGACAGGGCAGCUGAACAGGUCUCUCUUGGGCGAAAUAAGGACAUGCUUGCAAAGAAGCUAUCAACUUGUGAAAUCACUCAGGAGACACCAUGUAGCCAGCUUAAGCCCACAAAAAAGCAACUGCAGUGGGCAUCGAAGGAGCAUCACACCUUAAGACAAAAUGAUAGAGACACCGGAACUAUAAAUGUGAAAUCAGCUUCAAGGCGAAAGACUUCUUCAGGCAAAGAACUGCAUCACAAAGUUUCUAACACUCUUCAAAUGAAUGCUUCCCAGAGUUUCACAUUUAGAGGAACCUGUGAACAAGAUAGAAAGUUUGAAAGAAGACAGGGAAACUGUACUCGAAAAAAACAACACAAGUGUAAUGAAUGUGGGAAAGUCUUUACUCAGAGCUCAGCCCUUAAUCUACAUCAGAGGAUCCACAGUGGAGAGAAACCUUAUACAUGUGACGUGUGUGCAAAGGCUUUCAGCCGAAGUGCAAUCCUGAUUCAACAUCGAAGAACCCACACUGGGGAGAAACCCUUCAAAUGUCAUGAAUGUGGGAAAGCCUUUAGUCAGAGCUCGAAUCUUUUCAGACAUAGGAAAAAACAUACUAGAGAGAAAGUCCCAUCAGUGCUGUGAGGGAGUCAAAACAUUUACUGAGAACUUUUCAACAGGGGAGCAGACACAAGGCACCAAUACUCCUUUAGCAUAAAUCGGUAGUUUCAGUGGGCACCAAUUUCCUUUCAAAGGUUGUAAAAGCCCCAGGAGAGAAUGUAGAAUAUUUUCUGUCAGCAUCGUUUGCUUUUCUGUACAGUGUCAGUUCAGAUGAUUGAGAUUCUAAAGCUUUGCUUUUGCUUUGCAGUACAGUGUCAGUUCAGAUGAUUGAGAUUCUAAAGCUUAAAUCGGAUUUCCAUCCCUAGUGCAACUCUUGAAAGAUACUCUCAGACAUGUUCUACUGUUUCCAUUAUUAACACAAAUAAUGAACUAGUAUGUUCCUUUUUAGACAAGUACAUUUUCCCUGUUGAGAAGGAGUGUGUGAGUUAGUAUAUAAGUGGGUAUUCUCCAUUUCAUUACUUGCACAUUGGAGUUACUAGACCAAAGAUUAAAUCAGUUUUUUAAAAAAAUUUCCUGGAAAUUCUCUGGCAGUCCAGUGGUUAGGACUCCACACUUUGACUGCUGCAGGCCUGGAUUCAGUCCCUGAUCAGGGAACUA
Messenger RNA from Delphinapterus leucas (beluga whale), 3152 nucleotides. The record is from RefSeq and is a predicted model, not a curated record. Lineage: Eukaryota; Metazoa; Chordata; Mammalia; Artiodactyla; Monodontidae.